Molecule: messenger RNA, 798 nt
Organism: Rodentolepis nana
Lineage: Eukaryota; Metazoa; Platyhelminthes; Cestoda; Cyclophyllidea; Hymenolepididae
Source: the annotation of a GenBank genome assembly
AUGUCUCCAAACCCCACCAAUAUCUCUGACACUGCGACAUACAAGUCGUAUGGCGUUAACGUAACUGAGCUUCAAGAAAUGAUGCAACUUCGUGGGCUUGAAGCUAUAAAUUAUAUAAAAGCACGUUAUGAUGGAGUUAUUGGACUAUGCAAGCGGUUAAAAACCUCUCCCAAUACUGGUGUACAUAGUGCCGAAAUCGCUGAGAGAACUCAGGUUUUCGGAUCAAAUGUGAUUCCUCCCAAACCUCCAAAAACGUUUCUGCAAUUAAUGUGGGAAGCACUUCAGGAUGUUACCCUGAUUGUCCUCAUGGCCGCCGCUGUCGUAUCCCUUGCUCUCUCCCUUUACAGCAAAUACAGCGGUGGAAAUGUUGGCGGUGACGAGACGGAAGGGGAUGCGGGUUGGAUUGAAGGUGUGGCCAUCCUCGGCGCUGUCAUUGUUGUCGUCCUCGUGACAGCAGUCAACGACUGGCAGAAGGAGCGACAGUUUCGUGGGUUGCAGGACAAAAUCGAGUCUGAUCAUCGCAUAUCUGUCAUGCGUGAUGGUGAAUUCUUUGAGUGCCUUGUCGGCGAAAUUGUGGUUGGCGACAUCUGUCUCAUCAAAUAUGGUGAUUUACUACCCGCUGAUGGUGUCAUUAUUCAAAGCAAUGAUUUGAAAGUUGACGAAAGUUCUCUGACUGGUGAAGCUGAUCACGUCAAGAAGGGUGAACAUAUCGAUCCAAUACUUCUUUCUGGUGAGUCUUCCCUUUUCAAACAUUCAAAUGGUCAGAGUUUUCUAAUUGCUAAAUGCAUUAAUCUAUAA